AUGCGCUAUGUUGUCCAUUACGCACCACAACCAAUUCCGUCUCUUUAUCCAGCACCCUCCUUAAGUUCUUCCGCCACCAUCACCAACAACGAUCACAACGACAUGCUGGCUUCAGUUUUGUUGGCUCUUUUUUUACCCUGUUUGGGCAUGAGUGGAAUUUUCAUUGUCUACAUCUGCCUCUUGUGGUACGUUAGCAGCCUUAACCAACCUGAUCCGCCGUUACCGGUUAAGCCCGUGACGGUACUGGGUUUGUCAGCGUCUGAACUUGAGAAGUUGCCUAAGGUUACCGGGAAAGAUUUGGUUAUGGGGACAGAUUGUGCGGUCUGUCUGGACGAGAUCGAGAGUGAACAACCGGUUAGACUUGUUCCCGGUUGCAAUCACGGGUUUCAUUUGCAGUGUGCUGAUGCUUGGCUUUCAAGGCACUCGGCGUGUCCUGUUUGCAGAGCGAAACUUGACUCUGACUUCUUCAAUGCUUUAGAAAAUCCCUGCUAGACUAAGAUAUGGUUUCGUAUUAUACAGAAAUGAU
Molecule: messenger RNA, 526 nt
Organism: Pistacia vera
Lineage: Eukaryota; Viridiplantae; Streptophyta; Magnoliopsida; Sapindales; Anacardiaceae
Product: E3 ubiquitin-protein ligase ATL23-like
Source: RefSeq, a predicted model, not a curated record